Messenger RNA from Dermatophagoides pteronyssinus (European house dust mite), 1504 nucleotides. Its product is annotated as phosducin-like protein. Gene Ontology annotation, cellular component: mitochondrial intermembrane space. Lineage: Eukaryota; Metazoa; Arthropoda; Arachnida; Sarcoptiformes; Pyroglyphidae. The record is from RefSeq and is a predicted model, not a curated record. Gene Ontology annotation, biological process: regulation of G protein-coupled receptor signaling pathway.
UAGAAUCGAACAAGAAUCCAUUUAAUGCGCAAGUUACCUUUUUUGCUCGAUUUUUUUCCCAGGAGUUCAGACAAACACAACAGUGUUAUGAAUUAUUGAUCCCGAAUAUUGUUGCCCUGUGCAUUCUCUGUGUGUGUCCUCCCUUUGUUUAUUUUGGAUUUUGGAUCGUUUGAGUUUUUUUUUAUUUGAAGAUUUUAUCAUUUAACAAAAAAAAUGUCAAAUUUGGAUAAUAAAUUAUUGGGCGAAAAGAAUCAUUAUUAUUGUAGCAGCAGCAGUGAUGAUGAUAAUGAUAAUGAUGAUGAUCGUUCUGAUUAUCGUGAAAUAAGUGUUCAAAGUAAAAUUAAAUGGGAAGGAACUAGUUGUAAUACUGGACCAAAAGGUGUAAUCGAAGAUUUUCAACGAUAUAAAAAAUUUGAAAAUGAACGACGUUUAAAUCGUGAACGAGCACGAUCGGAAAGAAUUAAAAAAUCAGCAAUGACAGUAAAAUUACCACCACCGCCACCACCACCAGCAACCACUACAGAUGAUUUGGAUGAUGAAGAUGAUCCAUUUAUUAAUGAAUAUAUUGCAAAAAGAAUGAAAGAAAUGCUUGAUCGUUAUCAACGAUCAACAGCUAAUAAACAAUUUGGUGAACUUAAACAUUUACCAAGUGGUGAAGCAUUUCUUAAACAUAUUGAUGAUGUUCAAUUACGAUCCGUAUUGAUUGUAACACAUAUUUAUAAUCAUAAAAUUGUUGAAUGUAAUAUGAUGAAUAAUUGUAUUGAUAAAUUGGCAAGAAAAUAUCCGGAUGUUCUUUUCUGUUCACUUGAUGCUAUCAAUGUUGGAAUGAGUCGUGAAUUUACCAAAUAUGGAGUUCCUGCUUUAUUAAUCUACAAAAAUGGUGAAUUGAUUGGUAAUUUUGUUAGUCUUGGUGAUGAAUUUGGUGCCGAUUUUGAUGAAAAAGAUGUUGAAGAUUUUCUUGUCGAGUAAGUUUAAUUCUUUUUCCACUAUAACACAUUUAAUACUUGAUUUUUUGAUGCACUGAAAAAUCUUCGUAAAUUUGAUGAUAAUAUUGUACAUGCUAUCAAUACAACCAUACCUACACAAUCAUUCGCUGUGAAAGGUAUCGAUCCAACAAAACAAUGUCAAGAAUUAUAUAAACAGCUCAUCGAAUCGCAUAAAAAUAGGGAACAAGCAAUCAAAAAAUGUAUCAUUCGUGUAUCCGAAUCAUUUCAUCAAUUAAAACAACAAAAUGAUGAAAAUGAAGCAAAUUUUCCUGUACAAAAACAAUUACGUAAAGAACAAAAUAAAUUACGUUUAAUGCAAAAUGAAUUGUAUGUUGAAGAAGUGGUUAAAGAUCGUAGUCUUAAAAUUUUCCAUGAAAGAUGUCGUGCAUAUUAUCGACCAACCGAUACUACAUUACCUACAAUUUGAUGCUGAAUUUACUCAAUUUUUUUUUUAAUAACAAUUUAUUUUGAUAUCAUCAAUCAAAACAGUAACAACAAAUUAGAAUUUUAUGAAUAAA